Molecule: messenger RNA, 1402 nt
Organism: Spirometra erinaceieuropaei
Lineage: Eukaryota; Metazoa; Platyhelminthes; Cestoda; Diphyllobothriidea; Diphyllobothriidae
Source: the annotation of a GenBank genome assembly
GCCGCAGGUCUACCACAUGACAAAUAACUGCUUCAAUUUCAUUCGUUCGGCAGCAGACUCCCAAAUGAAGUUGAACCAAUGGGCACUCUAACCUGUGGGGCGGAAAGCACGCAUUUACCUGCCAUCUACCAACAUCACUACCAGUUGGGGCCGGCUUCAGCCUAGACGCUACUAUCGACACUUUCGCCCUCAAGUUGCCGUAGCGGUUAGACUAACAGCAGCUCGUCUUUCCGGAGUGUCCAUCUUUUCAGAUGUAGCAGUAGGCUAGCCGGUUGACGUAUCUGCCCUUGCGACUAAUUCGGUUAAGUGCCGACGGCUUCUGGUAACGUUUUACCAUAACUAACGCCGUCGGUUCAUCGAAAUAGUGGUUUUAUUAUCUAAAUCCCAACUUUUCACGAUAAAAUGGCGAGAGUGGCCUCUGUCAACCGCGGUCACUGCAUGAGUUUAGCCGGCGCCCAUUUCUGAAACGCUCGUGUCAGCUUGUGAGCUAAAAAUCUACCAUCGAUCGUGCUAAAGUCGUACGCAGAUCAGUUUUCAAGUUUUGGUAGUCGUGAGAUACGAAUUUCGUAAACUGAUGUGACGAUGCUGCUACUGUGGUAGCACGUUGUCGCGUACAAACCUGCUUCUCUCGUCGUUACACGACUGCCCUAAGAUUCUGGGGUGAAUAUCGUUCGUUCAAUGCCAAAGACUGGAAUGAACGCCAAAGAGCUCUCAAACGGUCGUCUCAUAAUCAUGAUUUCCGUAAUAGGAGGGCCUAUCGUUAGUCUUUUGCGCUUCUUUCCAAAUGAAAACCACUUGCACAUGAUCAAACUUGUUUUAGGCUCAAGUUUAUUACCGAGGACUAUAUGCCUAGGCUGAUGGAAUCCAUCCAUGACGGCGUCUAAAAAAUCUGAUGCAAUGAUGCCUGGUAUUUCCGUUCCUAGAUCGUCGAAGGCGCUCAUUACUAUUUUACAAGGUGCCGCGUGAAAGUGACUGAGACGUCUAUUUGGCUCAUUUACGGGAUCCAGCCCUCGCCGUUCAACAUAAUAAACUUCGCGACCUUCAGCGAGACGAAGGGCCGCCCUUGAACAAACAGUCCUAUUAGACUCACUGCAAUUAUUUUUUCUAGUUAACAUCGAGGAUGUAACGAGAUGCAAGUCUGAAGUCAUCCCGGUGAGUUCCUGCCGACGCCAAAUGAAUGAAUCACAGGUGAUGUGGACGGCAGUUACAGCGUGGAGUAACAGAUAAAAGCGUUGGUACGAAUGCGACAUUAGCUUUUUCUCUACAUAUAACCAAAAGGCUCAGUGGGGAUUAACGGUACCCGCUAAAGGUUAGCUUUGCCCUUCAACCCGACUUCCUGGUUUCAGGACGGCAUCUGGAGUCCACAGAGUACGUUGACAUUGAAGGAGAGAAGCUGCGGUAA